AUGGGUCAGCAACUGCGAAGAGCCGUUGGGAGAGUCAAAGAAGUUGAAAAGUUUCCAUCUUCAUCAAGGCUCCCCCUCGAUCGGAGAUCUCUUCCUAAGGAAGAACUUAGCGCCGUGAAAUCUCCGUCUACCGCCACCGUUAACGUUGUUUCUGAUGAAGCACGAGGAAGCAGUGAUGAUACGAGUGUUUUGGAAGAAAGAGACCCAAAGUACGAUACAAUGUUGAACCAAAUGGUUGGGAGAAUAAAGGCUAAACCUGGAGGCAAAGCUGAGAUGGGCGAGGCAUCGGUGGUAGAAACGUCGAAAAGACCACUCCCAAAGCUCCGGAACACAACUCCUGAAUCAACAAGGUACGAGGAAAAACCAGUGCCGCAAGGAACAUUGAACGUGGCUCAAGUAAGACACAUCAUGCUUCUCUAUCAAGGCAAAGCUCAGGAUCACAACGGUCCAAUGAGUGUGAACGAGAUAGCCAAAAACUACAGGAUUGACGUCUCUCAGGUGCAGAAAAUCACCCAGUUCCUAUCUUUGCCACCAGAGAUUACUGAUAAGCAGAAGAAACGAUACGAAUAA
Messenger RNA from Eruca vesicaria subsp. sativa (arugula), 570 nucleotides. NCBI's taxonomy places the organism in Eukaryota, Viridiplantae, Streptophyta, Magnoliopsida, Brassicales, Brassicaceae. The record is from the annotation of a GenBank genome assembly.